AUGGUGGCAGCCCUCCCAUUUAUCAAUGGCGGUAUUAGUGGCAUGGUCGCCACUACAGUCAUCCAGCCCGUCGACAUGGUCAAGGUUCGCAUUCAACUCGCUGGCGAAGGCACUGCAUCUGGCCCAAAGACGGGUCCGAUUGCCGUUGCUCGUCAGAUUGUAGCAAGCGGCAAAUUUAGCGACCUAUACACUGGUCUCUCGGCAGGUCUUUUGCGUCAAGCUGUGUACACCACUGCUCGCCUGGGCUUUUUCGACACCUUCAUGGGCAGACUCGGCGCCCGAGCCAAGGCUGAUGGCCGAAGUGUUGGGUUCAAAGAACGUGCCACUGCCGGUCUCAGUGCUGGAGGCCUAGCUGCCAUGAUUGGCAACCCGGCGGACCUGGCUCUCAUUCGCAUGCAGAGCGACGGCCUCAAGCCCCUUGCUGAGCGCAAAAACUACAAGUCUGUCGUUGAUGCUCUAUCAUCUAUCGCCAAGAGUGAGGGCGUUGGCGCACUUUGGGCUGGCGCGGCCCCGACUGUUGCCCGAGCCAUGGCCCUCAACUUUGGUCAACUCGCAUUCUUCAGCGAAGCCAAGGCUCAGUUGAAGCAGAAUACCGACCUCUCUCCUCGUAUCCAGACUCUCACUGCGAGCGCCACGGCCGGAUUCUUUGCUUCCUUUUUCAGUCUUCCCUUUGACUUUGUGAAGACGCGGCUGCAGAAGCAGCAAAAGGGACCUGAUGGCAUCCUGCGAUUUUACCGAGGUUUUGGUACAUAUUACGUCCGCAUUGCGCCCCAUGCAAUGGUAACGUUGAUUGUUGCGGACUACCUUGGCUGGCUCACAAAAAAUGGAGCGACCGAAGCGACCGAAGCGACCGCCGGCGCCCCAGAGUCAUCCGACGAAGAAGACGAAGAUGUCGAGUUCCUCGACGUGCCUUUGCGCCCCGCACAUGUGCAAACAAUCGAACGAGAUUCCGAGGAUGACAGCGAAGAAGACGAAGAUGACAUGAUAUUCGAAGAUGUUGAUUUCGCUACUGCCCUGGAAAAGAGCAAGGAUGCCGCUUCCUCGGCUGCUGAACCGACGGCGCAAGCGCUCGAGCUCAACUUGACAGCGCAAAAAGCCGCGAAUGCGCUGACGAAGCGCAGUGUCGACCGCCGCAAACCUAUAACAAAGGAGGAACGGGACAGGCGACUCGACGUGCACAAGAUGCAUCUGCUGUGUCUGCUCUCGCACGUCGCACGACGCAAUCACUGGUGCAACGACACGCAGGUGCAGGACGUACUGCGGCCGCAUCUGAGCGACAAGACGGCCGACUACCUCACACCUGGAUUACAUCUCCCGCAGUUUGGCCAGGCUGAGAGCCUGAAAACAGGUCUCAAACAGGCAGCAGACAUGUGGCGUGCCAAGUUUGAGGUGACGGAGCGGGGGCUGCGGCGCGCGCGCUGGGCAGAGGACGCAACGCAGCUGGAGCAGUACCAGCUUCCCGACCAUCUAGAGACCUGCACUGACCGACAUGACUUUCGACAUGCGGCAAAGACGCUACAGGGCUCGCGCGAUGUGGGCGCCCAACUGUACUGCGCGCUGCUGCGGAGCGUGGGCGUAAAGGCCAGGCUCGUGUGCUCGCUCCAGCCAUUGGCGUUUGGGAACGGAGCGCCAACGCUGCCCAAGGUGACACUGGUGAAGACACCGACGAAAACGCAGCGGGCAGAAGAGGUGCGCUCCCAAGUUGAGCAGUACAAGGAGAUGGCGGUCACGGCUGAAACGACCAGCCCUACGGCGUCUACAGCGCGCCGGCGGCUCGGGCAUCCCAGCGCCGCCAGUCACAAUUUUGAGCCGAAGCCGUCACCAUCGCCUAAAAAGCCACUCAAGAGCUUUGCGACACCAGUGAGGCUGCGAGAGUCGGCGUACCCUGUGUACUGGGUGGAAGUGCUGGAUACUGGCCAUCAAAAAUGGCAGCCAGCGGAUCCUGUGGUUACACAUACGUUUUGGAAACCAAAGUCAAUGGAGCCGCCUAUCACGGAUAAAGAAAACUGCAUGAGCUACGUGGUUGCCUUUGACGAGGAUGGCACGGCGCGGGACGUCACCGUCCGCUACACAAAGGCGUAUGCGGCCAAGACGAGGCGCAUGCGGGUUGACGGGACGGAUAAUAAUGACUGGUGGCGGUCGGCGACGCGGCCGUUUAGACGACGGCGCCGUACAGACCUUGACCAGAUUGAAGACUCCGAGUUAGCAGGCGUGGAGGCGAGAGAGCCCAUGCCUCGCAACGUGCAAGACUUUAAAGACCACCCUGUAUACGCGCUGCAGCGACACCUACGGCGUCACGAAGUACUUGCACCAACAGCAAUGCCUUCUGGUACGCUGAGUUCCGGCAACAAGGCACCGCUGGAGAAGAUUUAUCGGCGACGCGAUGUGCGCAUUGCCAGGAGCGCCGACAAGUGGUUCCGUAUGGGGCGUGAAGUGCGUCCCAACGAGAUACCCGCCAAAUGGCUGCCCAAGAUCCAGCGAGCCAAGCCGAGGAACGGCAGGUUCGACGACGACCGGCGCGCUGAAGAAGACGCACAGGAUGCGGCUGGCGUGCCAAUAUACACACAAGACCAGACGGAGCUGUACGAACCAGACCCUGUGCGCAACGGCAAGGUGCCCAAGAAUAAGUUUGGCAACGUCGAGGUCUACGUGCCGAGCAUGGUGCCGCGCGGCGGCACCCACAUCACCCACGAGCUGGCCGCACACGCGGCGAAGCUGGUGGGCGUCGACUACGCACCCGCGCUGACGGGCUUUGCGUUUGCCGGCCGGCAGGGCACGGCGGUGCUCACGGGCAUCGUGGUCGCGGAAGAGUACCGCGCCGCGAUUGAGGCGGUGCUGGCCGGGCUGGAAGACGCGGAGCAGGAGCGCGAGGAGGAGCUGAAGGCGCUGGUGGCGCUGAAGCUCUGGCGGCGGCUGCUGAUGGGCCUGCGCAUCCGACGGCGGAUAUGGAGCGGGGUGGGUGAGGAGGAGAGGCAGGCGGCGGAGGAAGAAGCCGAUAGGGUGCUGGAGGAGGCGGAUGCCGUGGAGGAGGACGUGGGGGGGGAUGCUGGUGAGAGUGAUGUUACGGAGGAGUUUGACAUGGAGGUUGAUGGAGAUGAUGCGGAGGACUACGGGGGUGGGUUUCUUGUAGACUAG
Messenger RNA from Akanthomyces muscarius, 3135 nucleotides. RefSeq lists its product as uncharacterized. Gene Ontology annotation, molecular function: single-stranded DNA binding; damaged DNA binding. Bases 1 to 3135 code for a protein of 1044 amino acids. Gene Ontology annotation, biological process: mismatch repair; transmembrane transport; nucleotide-excision repair. The record is from RefSeq and is a predicted model, not a curated record. NCBI's taxonomy places the organism in Eukaryota, Fungi, Ascomycota, Sordariomycetes, Hypocreales, Cordycipitaceae. Gene Ontology annotation, cellular component: cytoplasm; XPC complex; nucleotide-excision repair factor 2 complex. The transcript is spliced from 5 exons.